AUGGCAACAUACAAUGUGAAUGUGCAUGGUGAGGCAGUGAAAACCACUGUGAUAAAUAGUGCUUCUUUUGUGGACAGCUUCAUCACAGAACUCAUACUCUCUUGCGACUACACCAACUCAUCAUCAUCAAGACCUCCUAUUAUCGGCUUCCACGUUGAGUUUACUGAUGAGAUCAAAGCUGCCACUCUUCAACUUUGCUCAGGCUCUCGCUGCAUCAUCAUACAACUCAACAAAAUGGUAACGAAUAAUAGUGUCUCUCAGUCGCUGAUCAACUUUUUGGCUGCUCCUCUCUUUUGCUUUGUGGGCGUUGAAAUAUUUCAGAGCUUGGCCUUGCUUAGGAGGGAGUAUGGGAUUGUGUGUAGGAAUGCGGUGGACUUGACGCUGAUGGUUAAUAUGGCUGUUAUGAGUGGAGCUGUUGAGCUUGAACCAAAGCCUUUGAGCGUUGUCAUGGGAGACUGGGGUGCUGAGAAUCUUAGCAUGGAGCAAAUCCAGAGUGCUGCUAUUGAUGUUUUUAACUUUUUUAUUUUUGGGGAUUUGCUGGUUAAUUCAUUGAAAUAG
Messenger RNA from Prunus mume (Japanese apricot), 558 nucleotides. RefSeq lists its product as uncharacterized. Gene Ontology annotation, cellular component: nucleus; cytoplasm. Lineage: Eukaryota; Viridiplantae; Streptophyta; Magnoliopsida; Rosales; Rosaceae. Gene Ontology annotation, molecular function: nucleic acid binding; 3'-5' exonuclease activity. The record is from RefSeq and is a predicted model, not a curated record.